CCGGUCAUCGUCCUGCAGCGCGGCGCCUGCGGCCAAGGACAGGAAGACCCCAACAGUUUACGGCACAAAUACAACUUCAUCGCCGACGUGGUGGAGAAGAUCGCUCCCGCUGUGGUUCACAUCGAGUUGUUUCGCAAGCUUCCUUUCUCUAAGAGGGAGGUGCCGGUGGCCAGUGGGUCUGGCUUUAUCGUGUCCGAAGAUGGACUGAUCGUGACAAACGCCCACGUGGUGACCAACAAGCAUCGGGUCAAGGUUGAGCUGAAAAACGGUGCCACCUACGAAGCCAAAAUCAAGGAUGUGGAUGAAAAGGCAGACAUUGCACUUAUCAAAAUUGACCACGAGGGCAAGCUGCCGGUCCUGCUGCUGGGCCGCUCGUCGGAGCUGCGGCCGGGGGAGUUUGUGGUCGCCAUCGGGAGCCCGUUCUCCCUCCAAAACACCGUCACCACCGGGAUCGUCAGCACCACCCAGCGUGGCGGCAAAGAGCUGGGGCUCCGGAACUCGGACAUGGACUACAUCCAGACAGACGCCAUCAUCAACUAUGGAAACUCGGGAGGCCCGUUAGUAAACUUGGAUGGCGAAGUCAUUGGGAUUAACACUCUGAAGGUGACAGCAGGGAUCUCCUUUGCAAUCCCAUCGGAUAAGAUUAAAAAGUUCCUAACCGAGUCCCAUGACCGACAGGCCAAAGGCAAAGCCAUUACCAAGAAGAAGUAUAUUGGCAUCCGAAUGAUGUCGCUCACAUCCAGCAAAGCCAAAGAGCUAAAAGACCGUCACCAGGACUUCCCGGACGUGCUUUCGGGAGCGUAUAUCAUCGAAGUCAUUCCUGACACCCCAGCGGAAGCGGGGGGGCUCAAGGAAAACGACGUCAUAAUCAGCAUCAAUGGACAGUCGGUGGUCUCCGCCAAUGACGUCAGCGACGUCAUUAAGAAGGAAAGCACCCUGAACAUGGUUGUCCGCAGGGGCAAUGAAGACAUCAUGAUCACGGUGAUUCCUGAAGAAAUCGACCCAUAGGUAGAGGCAUGAGCUGGAUUUCAUGUUUCCCCUCAAAGACUCUCCAGUGGACGAUGCAUGAUGACUCUGGGCUGGUGGCACAGGACACUCAAGACUUCGGACCACCAUGUUCCUUGUUCAGCGGAAGCACCCCGGCCAACAGAAUCCUUCUUGGUAGUCUGCAGGCAAAACAAAUGUAAUGUCAUAGACCUGUAGGCAGAAGCUCACCCUUCUGUACUGCUAUGUAUACUGUGUGCUUUUCCUUGCCGGCUUGGACUGUUCUGCUUAGACAGUCAACAUUUGUCUCUUCCUUUAACCGAGUCAUCAUCUUAGUUGAACUAAGGCUGUUGAUAUAAUGCAUAGAUGGAGGAAGGCCCCAUGGGAGCCCGAAUGGUACUGGGCACGUUUACGCUUCUUUCCCGGUCAGCACCCAGAGGAGACUGAUGCCAGAAACCACAGGCCGGUGCGCGUUGGCUUCCCAAAUGGCCGGAGUUGCCUCUCUUAGGAAUCUUCAGAACUGGGGGCACAAUGACUUUGAGUUUGAGCUAUUAAAGUACUUCUUCAUACUCUG
Messenger RNA from Suricata suricatta (meerkat), 1558 nucleotides. RefSeq names its product HtrA serine peptidase 1 (gene HTRA1). The annotation marks the transcript as partial. Gene Ontology annotation, biological process: proteolysis; programmed cell death; positive regulation of apoptotic process. Gene Ontology annotation, molecular function: protein binding; serine-type endopeptidase activity. The record is from RefSeq and is a predicted model, not a curated record. Lineage: Eukaryota; Metazoa; Chordata; Mammalia; Carnivora; Herpestidae. The transcript has 9 exons.